AUGUGGCAUUCUUUAAAACCUUUAAAAUGUCACUGGAGGAAGAUUAUUGAAACUUGGAAAAAAGGAGAAGGAAGGGAUGAAUGUAGUGUACCAAAAGACCGCUUUCCUAGGCUUCUUAAUAUAUUAAUGAAAACCAUUAACGAGAAAUCUACUGACAAUUUAAAAGCUGGGUUUGAAAAAUGUGGCAUUUAUCCGUUAAAUCGAGAUAAAGUUUUAAAUAUGUUGCCUAGUGAGGACAACUAUGAAAAUACAACUGAAGAUGUGAAUAGUUCAAUUUGA
This is a messenger RNA of Macrosiphum euphorbiae (potato aphid), 279 nucleotides long. The record is from the annotation of a GenBank genome assembly. NCBI's taxonomy places the organism in Eukaryota, Metazoa, Arthropoda, Insecta, Hemiptera, Aphididae.